AUGUCUAAGAAGAUUUUGAUGUUACACGGGCUUGGUCAGUCGGGGGAAUAUUUUUGUUCAAAGACUAAAGGGUUUAGACAAGCUUUGGAGAACGAAGGUUAUGAGUUAGUAUAUGCAACUGCUCCAAAUUGUUAUACGCCUGCUGACAUGCCAGAUGAGUAUUCAGAGGUAUUGGAGGGACAUGAUGACGACAGAGUCCAUGCUUGGAUUGAGGACGAUAAAAAUAACAAUACUUAUAAACUUCCACAAUCAACCUUUGAUUACCUGCACGAUUUGGUGAUACAAGAGGGUCCAUUUAUAGGGGUUGUGGGUUUCAGUCAAGGUGCCGGUGUGGCCGGUUAUUUAGCAACUAACUUUAAUGAAUUACUAAAUUUAACCGAUGAGCAACAACCUUUGUUGAAGUUCAUCAUGCUUUUCUCUGGGUUCAGAUUGUUACCGCAACAAUAUCAAGCUCAAUAUGAUAACAAUUUGAUCACCAUUCCUACAUUACAUGUGCAAGGAACACUAGAUACAAUUACGGAAUUUUCUAGAGUAGAAGAAUUAUACAAUUCUUGUGAUAUGCAAAAGAGAACUUUUCUAAAGCAUGGUGGUGGUCAUUAUAUCCCUAACUCUAAAGGUUUCUUGAAAAAAGUCACCGAAUGGCUUAAUGAGUUAACUUAA
Messenger RNA from Tetrapisispora phaffii CBS 4417, 660 nucleotides. It is a transcript of the gene FSH2, whose product is annotated as putative serine hydrolase. NCBI's taxonomy places the organism in Eukaryota, Fungi, Ascomycota, Saccharomycetes, Saccharomycetales, Saccharomycetaceae. Bases 1 to 660 code for a protein of 219 amino acids. The transcript has a single exon. The record is from RefSeq and is a predicted model, not a curated record. Gene Ontology annotation, cellular component: cytoplasm; nucleus.